Stegastes partitus (bicolor damselfish) is the source of this 1263-nucleotide messenger RNA. RefSeq lists its product as uncharacterized. The annotation marks the transcript as partial. Lineage: Eukaryota; Metazoa; Chordata; Actinopteri; Pomacentridae. The transcript is spliced from 5 exons. The record is from RefSeq and is a predicted model, not a curated record.
ACGGAACGGCAACAACAAACAUGGAGGCGGCCCCGUUCGGCUUCACUCCGGAGCGCUACUGGACGGAGGAGAAAGAGAGGGCGCUCAUUGCCUUUUUCUCCAAGCACAGCUGUCUGUGGAACCACAAGUCUGAGAACUACAAGAACCGGCAGCUGCGAUGGAAAACCCUGGAGCACCUGAGGAUCCUCCUGUCGGCUCACCCGCCUCCUGUUUCUUUCACAGUCGAAGACAUCAAGAACAAGUUCAAGAACCUGCGCACCACCUUCCAGCGUCAGUACAAGAUGGUCAAAGCGAGCAAAGGCUGCAGCUCGGACGACGUUUUCGUGCCGCAGUGGAAACACUACCAGCAGCUGAUGUUCCUGCAGGGCUGCUGGGACCAAGACGACGCCGCCGACGACCCGCCGCUCUCACCGACGACGGCUCCGGAGGACGAGAACCAGCCGGUCCUCGCCUCCCCGGGGCUCAUCAUCUCCUUCCUCCCCUCGCCCUCCACCUCCUCCGCCUCCACCUCGUCCUCCUGCAUCCCCUCCAACAUCCUGGUGAAGUGUUACUGGACCGAGGAGAGGGAGCGAGCGCUGAUAUCGUUCUACUCCGAGCACAGCUGUCUGUGGAACAAGAAGUCUGAAAACCACAACAACCGUCAGCUGCGACUGAGGCUGCUGGAGGCUCUGAGGAACCAGCUGUCCGACCACUCGGUGUCGUUCUCAGUCGAAGACAUAAAGUGCAAGUUCAAGAACCUGCGGACGGUUUUCAACCGCGAGUACAAGGCGGUCCAGACCAGCAGGGCGUCCGACAAACUCUACGCGUCCAAGUGGAAACACUACCAGCAGCUGCUCUUCCUCUGCGAGUCCUGCGACGAGGACGACGGCGCCGACGAGCUGCAGAUGCUGAUGUCGCAGGAGGACAAAGAUCCGGACCUCGGGAACCAGACGCCCUCCUCCACGCUGAGCGGCUUCUCCUCCAGCUCCGCCCAGAGCAACAAGCCCAACAGCGCCGCCUCCGGCCAGAGCGACGCCAAAACCAACGCCAGCGCCGCCUACCAGAUCUUCCUCUCCUCGACUGAGAACAAUCUGAAGCUAGCCGGACAAAUAGCAGCUUCCGCCCUUCCAGCCUCGCCGUCCAGUUCGCUGCCGGACUCGAAACCGUGCUCGAAUCCCUCAUCUCUGAACUUCGGCUCAGUUCAGCCGGACAGCAGGCUGAGCGUCGACUCCCGCUGCCUCUGGAGCGAAGCCAAAGUCCAGCAGCUCAUUUCAUUUUACUCCG